GUACCGCCUAUUCAAACGGACGAAGAUACGUUUCAUUGUGCAAUGCAAUGGCAAUGGCGCAUUUAACAAUUUUUCUACGGUCGGAGUAGUGUUUGUUUUUACAAAGGCUCGUAGAGCUGAUCGUACAAAGGCUGUGAUAAUUUUAAUCAGACGUGACUGUUACUUGUGAUAAUCGUUCUUGUGAUCUUCGCGAAUUCAUUGUACUCUUCUAGCCAAGAUUUUACAAUGGGGGGCACCAAAGAACAUUUCGUGCAGUAAUAACCACUAAAUUGCAAGCUUUUUCUCAACGUAAUUAUGGAUGGACAGCGGCUUUUCUAACAAUGUAUUUUGAUAAUUCGAAUCUGCUAGUGACCGGAGAACCCCCUACAAGAGAUAUAAUCUCUAUUAAACCGCUCAACGUCAAGGCUUUUCUUUCUUAUUUUUUAUAUUAAUAGUAUGAAGUACCCUCAACUGGUGUCAAUGCCUUCAGCGGUUUCUGAUUGGCUAGAAGAACAGUUGGAAGCUCGUGGUAUAGAUGCUGUAGUCUACACUCGUUACGUCCUAAGUUUGCUUCACACACACACAGUAGAUGUCAUUUAUCCGGAUGAAGAUCUGCAAUUCUCUCGCUUGAAGAAGGAAGUAAGACGGUCAAGUGGGAGCCGUAAGCGCUUCCGCAGGUCAUCUGACUGGUGGAGACAUGCACAGGCUGACGCUGAACAGAUUAAACGUUCGGCUGCUGUAGAAUGCCUCAUGUCCGCCUCUGAUCAGAAUUGUGAAAUCGAAUCUCUAGUCGACGAACUCUGCGAGAAGCUGAAGGAAGUGAACAGCGAGCCCGGCUCGCCUGCGAGCCAGACGGACUCCACAUCCACCACGACCGCACUCAAGGACACCCAGAAGCACAAGAUUACCCCUCAGGAGUUGGCCGAGAAGUACUACGCCGCCUUCCCCCCUCUCUGUCCCCAGUCGCCCUCUAAACUGAUCUCGCUGCUGCCCAAGUGGAAGCCGGCCACUUCCCCGAUCAAGAAGAAGAACGUCCGCAAGCAGAACAACCGGCAGACGACCUACGAGAACAAGCUGCACUGUAACGGCGAGAUGAUCAGGGCAAGGAACCAGAGCAAACCGCGCUUCAACUAUCUGAACCGCAACAAGAGCGGGAUAUGUCGUAGGAGCGCGGAGCGGGCCGACAAUAUUAACAAUUGGGAGCUGUGCGCUCUCGGUAGCAAUAACAAGAAAAGCGUCGGUCAGAAGUUGAAGAACGUCAGCAUCGAGGACACGCUUGACCAAUGCGUCGAGGUUAACAGGGACAUCUGGACUAACGACGAUGAUGAGAUGAAGAUGUACGACGAUCUGCCGGUCGAUAUUCAGGAGCUCCUGGACUCUCCCUGUCCUCAGGACGACACCGUCGAGAUGAUGAACAUGGCUAACAUGAGGGACGACGGCAAAAGGAACUUCAUUCCGUACGGCACGAACAUAACGAGCUCCAUUUGGUCCAACGACACUUACGAUAAUAAAUUCAAUGCUUCAGUUGAGGGUGCGGACUCGGAUUCCAUGCUAGAUUUCAAAUUCAGCUCCAUAACCAUUGAUAACGGCAAUCAGGACGUCCCGUGGCCGACGAUGACGCCCGCCGCCGAAAACGCGACUAACAGCUUCUUCGAGAGCAGUCGAGGGAAGAGGAGUCUGUUUCUGGAAGGCUUCCGCAGCUUGCCGGACGACUGGAAGGCCUCCAAGGAAGAAUGCUUCGAGAACGAACACCUGCUGAACCACCUCGCCGUCAGUUUGAUGAAGCUCAACCACAACAAGGAGAAGAGCUGCUUCACCGAGAUCAUCCCCAGACCCAAGCCCGUCUCGCAGGCUUUCAACCCGUUCAGCCGCACGUCGAGCAUGUUCAGUUUCAGCUCGAGACACGCCGUCGGUUUCGAGAGGGAAAAGGAGGAUCUGUUAACCUCGGAACGUUCCCACUUCAAACCCAUAAACGAGAAGAUGGAGAACCGAGCGCAGGGCCAGUACGCGGACGGCGCCACGUUCGUCAUUUCCAACAGCCUGGAUAAGGUGGAUUACAAACGGAGCGAGAGCGGUUCCAUGCUGCUCGAAACCGAGUUCGGACAGAGCAAGAAGUACUGGGAGUACAAGCUGGAGGAGUCGACCCCCUCCCCGGACCUGGAGUUCAUUUUAAAGUUCAGCAUCUGCCAGAACGAUAAAGCCUGCCAGACCGAGGAGAUGUCCGAGUUGGAUUUCAAGGCGGUCGGAGAGAACGGCGGCAAACAGAAAUCGGAGAACGCCGAGGAAUCUAUCGAGGAGUAUCGGUGCACCUGUCCCGUUUUUAAAAUGAACGCUCCGUGCAUGGAUAACGCUCCCGAAGGCUGCCUGGUACAUCCCGCCCGUCCCGAGAGCAUGAUCGGGGAGAUACUGUGGAAGUACGAAGCGAAGACCUGCGAGAAAUGCAACAACAACAACGUGGCAUGGAACGCCGAUUGGCUGAAGGGCGGGCAGGUAGAUUCCGAAUGGGACAGCCAGAGUCUGAGGAAUAUAUGGAACGGUGGGGAGGUAUGCGAGACGUGCUUAAACCUGAACGGCGGAGGCGACGGCCGCCCGCCCCCCUCCCUACAGCUGCGCGAGGACAUAAGCCAGGACGGCGAGCAGCUGCUGUCGGACCUCAGCUCCCUGCAGAAAACCUACAUGGAGGAGCUCCCCCUGACGGAGAUAAGCUGCGACAUAGACGAGAUAGUGCCCUCGGCCACCCCCAAGGAACGCAAGCGUCGCCACUCCUUCAUCGCCGCCCACGUCGACGAGGCGGGGCUGGAGAGCCGCGGCUCGUGGAGCUUCGCCUCCCGCCUGGAGGAGGACUGCCUCAUACAGAUGUCUACCUUACCCACGUUGCGUUCCGUUACUUUAUAAACGUAAAAAAAAAGAAAAAAAGGUAGGUUUUUGGCUUUGAUGACGGCGGCACUCGGUAUCGUUGCGUUUUCUCCCCCGAACAGGGGUGCGCCCAAAAUGACAACUGCCAUAUAUGUUUCAGUGCAGAUAGAUGUACGAGCUCCGCCCGCGAGCUCGAGACAUACGAUCUGACGUGCCGCACACUGCUUCUGUAUUUAUUCAUGUCUGCCACGCGUGCGAGGCGUCAACGUUUGUUUAUUGAGUAACACCCUGGCGUCCCUGCGCGGCAUUGUUACGUUGUGCAUAUAUACGGUUUAUUUAUGAAAAAAAAGUGUGUAGGAAGGUUUACGUGAUCACUUUUUUUUUUUGUUUGUCUGUUUGGUUGAUUAUUUCCUUAACCGAACCUACAUGUUUUAGUCCAAUUUUAUUUUUAUUGUUAACAAGUGUAGCUCCAAGGAUUUAUAUGAUGAAGCAACUAAAAAAAAAAUAUUUUGUUGUAUGUACUCCUUCACCCUCACAGUUCAAGUUGUCGGUCCCGAGAGGAACGUACGGCGUCCGCCGAAAAACAAAAAAAAAUAUAAAAAAUAAACAAAUCGUCAAAGCUUUCGCUUUUUGUGUCCCCCUUUUUGGUGUAACUCGGCGUUUGACGUUGCCGUAAUAUCGCAUCGAAAUAUUUCUCCGGUGAUUGUGCGAAACGUUUCUGCGAUGUUGCGUAACGCUUCCCCGCGGGCCGCCGUACGUUCCUGUCCGGACCGACCCCGUAAGUAAAAUCAAAAUUGUUUUCUUUUCGCAUUAGAGGAAGGUCAGCGUUUUGUUGGAAAUUUUUUAAGUUUUAGAAACGGCACGCCGGCCAGAUUUUAUUUUGUUCUGUUUUCGUUUUUAAAAUUUUACGAUCGGCCGGCACGCGAUUCGUUUAAGUUGGCCUUUUGUUUUUGUUGUUUAAUUCGUUUUAUCUGCCAAAUAAUAAAUGUAGGGAAACACACUGUAAAAAAAAUUUGCGAUUUUUCUUGUACGGGCAGAGAUCUUACCACCACCCCCGCGCCACGUUUUACAGUUAGUGUUUUUUUUUUUCCACCCUUUCACUAUAGUUGUCUCGACCAUAGGGAAGAAAGACGUGUAUCGGUGUAUAACAAUAUUUAGGGCGUUAUGUAGUAGUAUAGCUCUUGAAAUUUUUUUAUAAUAACGCAGCAGAACAUCCCAGUAGUUGCUAAGAGAGGAAGCGAUAGAGUGGAUUUGUCUUAACGAAAAGAAAAAGUUACAAAAAAAAAAAUUGUUUGUCGCAAAGCAAUCUCUCCCUUAGUUGUAUUUAUCAGUUUAUUUCUGAGAGGAUUAAUUUUAAUGGAUACGGUUUAUUAUUUUACUGUAUAGCGUAGGUUAAGUGAGGCAUAUGUAAUAUAUAUAGAAAGGGAAGCGGAGAACUUACCGGGGGGCUACCGUCGGAGGAAAUCGGACAAAAAAAAUUCAAACGCUUUUUUAUUUUAUUGUUUAGGUGUGAACUUGUACAAAAUUUGUAUGUUCUAAAUUAAGGUGGUCGUCCUCUGUUAAGUUUUUUACUUUUGUAUUAUAAAGAAUUGGUGACAUACCAUUAUUCGAGGAAUUACUAGUAAGGUUUCUUUUUUGUACCGUCCUCCACGGAUGAACUUAUAUAUUCGAGAAUCGUCUCCGAGUCUCGGGUUUAAAUAAACUUUUUAGUACAGUUCGACGAUGUUUGAAACUUGGGAGCGUUGAAAUUGUAAAUAAAACUUUGUUCCGAGCAACUUGGAUCUUUGUAUUUUAUAAUACAGCGCUUUCCAUUUAAAACGUACACGUCUCGGUGCGUGUACGUGUCCUUAACGAAUAACGCUGUACAUUUUCGGAACCGCGCGGUUCGAAAAAGAAAUUGCGCUCUUAAUUUUAAAUAGUGUAUAUAGCUGUAGCGAAGCCCACCUCUAACCUAUUAAAUAAAUAUGGAUGUACGUCCUAUAAAAGAAAAAGAAACAAAAAAAAAAGAAAACAUUAAAUACGCUCUUAGUUUUAGAAUUGUGUUUCUGAUGUUAUGUGCCGGGCAAGGCAGCUAGUUUUUAAAACCGUUUAAUUAAAAGGGACGCGAUCGUUGCGUCGGCGGUUGCGAUUUGGUAAACGUGUGAAUGUCUUGAAAUUUUUCUAAGAAAUAAAAUUGCAUCCCACCUAGGUACUCGUAAAGUUUACUCGUUCAACUCGCACCAUGAACUAGCUAUCUUCAGAGCACAAACGACUAAAAAUUAGGUAGACGCCCGCCCCCAAGGGGGUUAAGUAUGUCCGAUUUGUAGAUUCGGUGCUGUUGAAUACUUCUUUCUCAUCUUAAAAUGUUUCGUUUUAUGGAUUAAUCUUGAAUAACCGUUGCGUUUAUCAUUAACAAAUGUAUUCUUGAGACUAGUUCACUGAUUUCCCCCAUUUUUUUUUUUUUUUUUUUUUUUAAUUUUUGUAAUGGUAGUUUUACUCUGUAAUGUUCGGCAAUGUUGUGGUGCAAUUUGAGAGUUGCAUGGUAAUUUUUCCGGGGACGGGUAAAGUUAUCGUGGUCGCAUUCGAUGCGGUUCGACUGUGAUGUUGCAUUGUGAUUUUUCUGUAAUGUUGCACCGUAAGGGUACCGCUCGUGUUUGAAUUUAAAGGAACCUCGUCGGGGUUCUUUUAAAUUUCGGUAUAAUCGAACGGCAGUGAACUUGUUGAACGACUUAAAUAUAUAUAGAUAUAUUUAUGAGAAGUAAUGCUGGUAGUACGACGUUUUUAUUUUUAUUGGUUUUUUCGUAGUUGGCAUAAGUGGUUGGUCCCAUUUACACUGCACGAGUAGUAUUUUUGGACGAUUUUUUGAGAAAUUUCCGCGUGAAAGAUAACCCGAUUGAACCUGAAAAUAUCACACGCCAAUCACUGUAUGCUUUUAGAUUUAGAACUAGAAUGUUAUUUUUAUGUUAGUGCCUAUUAUAAUAGUAUAAUUUCUACCUUUGCCUUAAAAGAUAAAUGUUAUCGUACCAUAUAUGUUUAUAUAGAGAUACAAAAUGACUCAAUUAUCAAAUCAAAUGAUGCAGGACGCUUCGUUUUUAGAUAGCCCGUUUAGAAUACAAAAAAAAAGUCUUUUUUAGCUGAGUGUACAAAUUUCCCUCACCGACAUUAAACAAAACUCAUCUACAUUUAAAAUUAUCAUUCUAAUUUUUAAUCAUAGUACUUGCUUCACGUCAAAUUUUUUAAGAACACGACAAAGUUAUUCUUCAUAAUAUUAGGUCUUAGGUACAUGUUUGUAAUUGUGGAUUUCUAACUAUUAUUUGUAACAUGGAUCAUCUGUAACAAGGAAUAAAUAAAAGCAAGUACAUAUU
Molecule: messenger RNA, 6179 nt
Organism: Anoplophora glabripennis (Asian longhorned beetle)
Lineage: Eukaryota; Metazoa; Arthropoda; Insecta; Coleoptera; Cerambycidae
Exons: 6
Coding region: 436-2874 (812 amino acids)
Source: RefSeq, a predicted model, not a curated record